Messenger RNA from Daphnia pulicaria, 965 nucleotides. RefSeq names its product WD repeat-containing protein 91-like. The transcript is spliced from 6 exons. The record is from RefSeq and is a predicted model, not a curated record. Lineage: Eukaryota; Metazoa; Arthropoda; Branchiopoda; Diplostraca; Daphniidae. Gene Ontology annotation, biological process: early endosome to late endosome transport. Gene Ontology annotation, molecular function: phosphatidylinositol 3-kinase regulator activity; protein binding. The coding region runs from base 45 to 893 and encodes 282 amino acids. Gene Ontology annotation, cellular component: extrinsic component of endosome membrane; early endosome membrane; late endosome membrane.
CUGUGUACUUCUGUGUCAAGUGUCAGCUGCCUUUGUCAUGAAAAAUGUCUUGUACUCAGCAAAUGGAUGAAUUAGUUAAGGAGUAUCUCUUAUUUAGAGGAUUCACGACAACUGUAAGGGCUCUAGAUGCUGAAGUUAAAUCCGAAAAGGACAAGGCGUUUCGGCCUGACAAAAUAGUUGAGCAGUUUAUUCACUUCAUUACCUUGUAUGAUCUUAAUGGUCUGAAAGAUUAUUGGAAUCACUUUGAUCAGUCUGUUUUUGAACGGCUUGAUCCGAAUUUCAUGCCAGCUAUCAAGAAAAUGGAAAAUUCUUUACUACGAAUGUACUUGAUAAAUGCGUGCACUAAUGGUAAACAAGAAAAGGUCCAAGAGUUCUUUGAAAAACUUGGAAGUGAUUUGCAACAUCAACUUGAGUGGAAAGAUUGGUUUGCUUUACCUUUCAUUAAAAAUCCGGAAGAAAACCCUACAUUCAUGGUCUAUUUUACUAGACAGUGGCAGGAUACAAUGCUAAUUUCAUUACAUAAUUUACUUGCUGUUUCUUUCCAGUGCUUACCUCAACCAAAACUGUCCACAUACAAUGAAGAGGCUUCGCGUAUUACUCGUUUGCAGGCUGAAAAUGAUCAACUUAAGUCGAAGUUGGCGAGGACAAAUAUUGGCGAGACUCACGAGUCAGGCGGUACAAACAUACUGUCAUCAGAUAACUUCCCUCCAGGUCUGGAUUUGAUUGAUGAGUUUUAUCUUAUACCUGUAGAUACUUCACCAGCAGACAAUCAUAGUCGCUCUUUCAGAAGCUUCAUACGUGGCUUUGGUACGAAUUCCGGAGUCAGCGGUUCUCUCAACACAUCUCCUCUCUCUGGAAGAAGGGCAUCCUCUUCUCCCAUGAAUCGUUUUUAACGUAUUUCAAGUCGAAUUGUAAAUUCAACACAUUCUUACGAUAAGUAAAGUACGUCAUUUCUAGCACCACAA